This is a messenger RNA of Malaya genurostris, 1423 nucleotides long. RefSeq names its product SAP30-binding protein. Gene Ontology annotation, biological process: regulation of DNA-templated transcription. Lineage: Eukaryota; Metazoa; Arthropoda; Insecta; Diptera; Culicidae. Bases 395 to 1369 code for a protein of 324 amino acids. The record is from RefSeq and is a predicted model, not a curated record. Gene Ontology annotation, cellular component: nucleus. The transcript has 2 exons.
AGGUUUACAGAUUUGUCUGUAGAUAUUCUUUUAAAAAAUAUUAUUUAUUCUUGAAGCUGCAACUAUUUGUCUACUUUUCAUUUUUUAUCGUUCGAAUGUUUUUGCUUGAUAAAAUGUAUUACUGCUUUUUAUCCGAUGAUGCAGAUUUGAAGACAAACAUUAGAAAAGGUGUUAAGUGCAAAUGACGUUUCUCUUUGUCUGCUUUCUCUUUCGAUCAUUACACAUUUUGUAUUAAAAUUCAACUUGGCAUCCCUGCAGCUGAAUAAAUUUGGGCAAACAAAUAUCUAACAAUACACUUUUUCGUAUGAUCGAAUUAGUGUUUUUAGUCAUUUUGUUCAAUGUAAAUGUUAUUAGAUUCUAGUUUUGCCACUAUCUUUUGUUUGAUCAGCAAAUUAUGAGUGGAAAAAAUUCCGCUCUCGCCUCGCUAACGGCCACAUACACCGAUUCCGAGAAUGAAGACGAUCAAGAAUCCGGAAACGAAUCACUGCAUUCGGAUGGAAGUUCUUCAUCUCAUGGUCGCGUUCGUUCACGUCAACAAACGCCGUUACGUGAACAGUCGGAAAGAUCAGACACACCGUCUGAAGGAGCUACAAAUGCGACUAAAUCAAAUGCCCCGCCAUCGGCAGAACUAUCCAGAUCUAAUGAAUCGACAAUGUCUCGCCAGAAAGCCCUUCGAUUAGUUAGUUACUUCGAUGACACGGUGGUUUCAGACGAUGAAAAUGCAUCACCAAAUCGGGAACGCGAUCAGACUAUGGAUAUAUCGGAUGAGGAUACUCCAGCAACUGAUUCAAAAUCACCUAAAAAAAUAGAUCGCUCAAAGUUAUAUGGAUUUUCACUACCGCCAGAAUCAAAGGGUAAAUGUUCGGUAGAACUGCAGGAAAAGAUUGCUACUCUGUACGAGAAAAUGCGAAACUCAAAUAUGGAUACUAAUAAAAUCAUUCAAGAACGAAAGGAAUUCCGUAAUCCAAGUAUUUACGAGAAGCUGAUACAGUUCUGCGAUAUAAAUGAACUAGGCACCAAUUAUUCACCAGAUAUUUUUGAUCCUUCUCAGUGGGGUAAAGAUUCGUAUUACGAGGAGCUUGCAAAAGCACAGAAAAUCGAAAUGGAAAAGGUCGAAAAAGCUAGAAAGGAAAACGCUAAAACCGAAAUUCAAACUGGAGUGAAAAAAAUGGAUACGGACGAUUCUAAAAAACGAAAAUCGAAAUGGGAUCAGCCUGGGGUUUUUGGAGUCGCUCCCGGUACAGUGACCACGGCUGGCGUGUUAAAAGCUGCUGCCAUCAUUACGCAAACUUUGACGACGACGGCCACUGGUACGAAAGGGACUGUAAUAUCGGCAUUCGGUUCUCUGCCAAAGAAACCUAAAGUGUAGUAAUUUUGAUCUUAGCUUGUAGGAUUUUCAAAAUAAAUAGCACAAAAACGUAAA